Molecule: messenger RNA, 1995 nt
Organism: Xenopus laevis (African clawed frog)
Lineage: Eukaryota; Metazoa; Chordata; Amphibia; Anura; Pipidae
Product: DNA (cytosine-5)-methyltransferase 3A
Exons: 15
Coding region: 67-1653 (528 amino acids)
Source: RefSeq, a predicted model, not a curated record
CCAGUGAAUCGUUAUUCCCAUUUCAAAUAAUAUCACCCUGUCUGUCCAUAAGCUGAGUGCAAGAAGAUGUCUCAACAGCUGAAGAUCUGGGAGGACAAAGCUUCUGGACCUGAAGCCAAGGGUCUUCUAGUACCAUGGGCCGAGAAGGAAAAAGUAGAUGUGUCCACAUUUCCUGAAAUAAAGGAAGUGUUUGUGGAGACUUCUGUGAAUUCUCCAAUAACAAUAUCUGAUGCCUCAGAUGGAGAAUGCGCAGAGGUGUGUGUGGUGAUUGAAGCCGAAUCGUUCCCACAGAAGAGUACUGGGAAAAGGAAGAUGAAGAAAAGGAAUAUAGCUCUCACACGAGAGAGGCUGCUAGAAGAAGUGAAGAACAAUCUUAGAGAUAUUGAAGACUUCUGCAUUGCUUGUGGCAGCUUGAAUGUUACCUUUGAGCACCCUCUGUUUAUAGGGGGCAUGUGUCAGAACUGCAAGGGCUGGUUCCUUGACUGGGGAUAUCAGUUUGAUGAGGAUGGAUAUCAGUCCUACUGCAGCAUUUGUUGCUCAGGGAGAGAAGUGCUACUGUGUGGCAGUAGGAACUGUUGGAGGUGCUUCUGUGUUGACUGUGUUGACUUGUUUGAGGGCCCAGGCUCAGCAGACAGAGCUAUACGCAAUGAUCCGUGGACUUGUUUCAUGUGUGAUGAGAUUGGAAUCUAUGGGCUGCUGAGACGGAGAGAAAGCUGGCAGAGCCAUGUGCAAAGACUACUCUCCAAUAACCACGACAAACAGUUUGACCCACCAAAGCUUUACCCACCUCUCCCAGCUGUACAGAGGAAGCCCAUACGAGUCUUAUCUCUCUUUGAUGGCAUUGCAACAGGACUUGUGUCACUGAAAAUUCUCAAGAUCCAGGUAGAAAAGUAUGUUGCUUCUGAGGUAUGCAAAGACGCCAUAAAUGUAGGCAAAAUGCGUCAUCCUGGUGAGAUCAUCUAUGUUGGAGAUGUUCGCAAUAUCACACGCAAACAGAUUUCAGAAUGGGGGCCUUUUGAUCUUGUUAUUGGGGGAAGUCCUUGUAAUGACCUUGCUGUUGUCAACCCAGUAAGGAAAGGUCUGUUUGAUGGGACUGGGCGCCUCUUUUUUGACUUCCCUCGUCUUCUCCAUGAAGCUGAGCCUAAUGCAAAUGAGAGACCAUUCUUUUGGUUAUUUGAGAAUGUUGUAGCCAUGGAUAAAGGAAUCAAGAAAUAUAUAUGCAACUUUCUGGAGUCCAAUCCAGUCACGAUUGAUGCAAAAGAAAUGUCGGCUGCACACAGAUCCCGUAACUUUUGGGGAAACCUUCCUGGCAUGAACAGGCAUCUGGUUGCUACAGAAAAUGAUAAAGUGGAACUUCAGGAGUGUCUGGAACCUGGCCGUGUAGCCAAGUUCAGAAAGGUCUACACCAUCACCACCAACCCCUACUCCAUGAAACAGGGGAAACAGCACCAGUACCCAGUGACAAUGGAUGGGACUGAGGACAUUCUGUGGUGUACAGAAAUGGAAAGAGUCUUUGGAUUUCCAGUCCAUUACACAGAUGUUGGGAACAUGAGUCGAGUUGACAGACAAAGGCUUCUGGGAAGAUCCUGGAGUGUUCCUGUAAUCCGUCACCUUUUUGCCCCUCUCAAAGAAUAUUUUGCCUCUUCUGUCUGAGUUUAGGCCAGCUUUGUUUUUUAAAGAUGUUUUACAAAACUAUAUUGAAGUUUUACCUACACCUUUGUUUGUACAAUAUGCUUUAAAUAUUUAAAUAAAUAGUGUUUAACUGUGUGCGUGAUGUAGGAAUGAUGAUAUGAACAGACAUAGCCGUACUAGCAAUAACAAAAGCAUUAUGUGCACCAGGUGCAGCAAUAACAUUUAAUGCAUCUAUAACUUUAUGAACCUUUAUGGUAGUUGCACCACUUCAGAGAGUGCAACUGGCCUACAAGUAGAAAUAACUUGUUUUCAAUUACUCAAAUCUUGUCCAUGGGAUGUUGCUGGUUGUUAUCAUUUCUUCAA